Molecule: messenger RNA, 6089 nt
Organism: Anopheles bellator
Lineage: Eukaryota; Metazoa; Arthropoda; Insecta; Diptera; Culicidae
Gene: BicD
Product: protein bicaudal D
Exons: 10
Coding region: 1-2400 (799 amino acids)
Biological process (GO): microtubule anchoring at microtubule organizing center; regulation of microtubule cytoskeleton organization; protein localization to organelle
Cellular component (GO): cytosol; Golgi apparatus
Molecular function (GO): dynein complex binding; dynactin binding; cytoskeletal adaptor activity
Source: RefSeq, a predicted model, not a curated record
AUGGCAACAGCACCGGAGAUGGAAAGUUUGCGGUCCGAAAUCGAGCGGCUGACUCGGGAGCUCGACCAGGCCAGCAGUGAAAACAUUCAAUCGGCCCAAUACGGGCUGGUGUUGCUCGAGGAGAAACAGAAUCUGCAAGCCAAAUGCGAAGAACUGGAGUCGAUGUAUGAUCACACCAAGCAUGAGCUCGACAUUACACAAGAGGCACUGCAAAAGUUCCAAAAAACCCAACAAGUGACCACAAAGUCAGGCAUCGAGCAGGAAGAUGCACUCCUCAACGAGUCGGCGGCGAUGGAAAUUUCGCUCAACCAGCAGAUUGUGGAGCUGGAAAACGAAACGAAGCAGUUACGCCACGAACUGGACCGGGUCACCAGCGAGCGGGAUCGUAUGCUGCAGGAAAAUGCCGAAAUCGGUCGCGACAAGUCCGGCACCGAGGCGGAACGGGCCCGCCUGAAAGCCGAACUGAAGGACAUGAAGUACCGAGAGGCACGCAUGUUGGCCGAUUAUUCGGAGCUCGAGGAAGAAAAUAUUUCCCUCCAGAAGCAAGUGUCCAACUUGCGCAGUUCGCAGGUGGAAUUUGAAGGAGCGAAGCAUGAAAUCCGAAGGCUUUCGGAAGAAAUUGAGUUACUGAACUCACAGGUGGAAGAGCUUGCUAGUCUUAAGAAAAUUGCCGAGAAGCAGAUGGAAGACGCCUUGACUGCAUUGCAAGUUGAGCGAGAAAAUAAAUACGCUUUGAAGAAGGAGCUCGAUACACAUAUCAAUCGUGAAUCAAUGUACAAUAUCAGUAAUCUGGCAUAUAGUAUACGUGGCAUGGAAGAAAGCGCCCUCAACAGCAGUGACUGUGAAGAAGAAAUUCCCGCGCUACGUGACUCUACCCUUAAACGGCUCGAAGCGUCGCUGGAAGCAGAAACAGCAGACCUGAAGUCACCGGACGGAACGAAAGUGGAUCUAUUUUCCGAGAUUCAUCUGAACGAGUUGAAGAAGCUGGAGAAACAGCUCGAAACGAUGGAGAACGAAAAGCUCUGCUUGACUGCCAACCUGCGCGAUGCACAGCAAAACCUCGACAAGAGCCAGAACGAUCUGCAGAAUUUCAUGGCCAAACUGAUGCUGAUGGCAGCCCACGUCGAUGCCCUCCACAAUCUCAAGAAGCAGAUUCAGAUCGAGGAAAACAUUACCGCUGUGCCCAACAACAAAGACAAGGAGAUGAACGAAAAGCUAAACGAGGCGAUCAUGAAGUACUCGAGUUGGUUCACGUUGAGUUCGAAGGAAAUCGAUACUCUACGGACCGAUCUGGCCGAGUUGCAGAAAGGGCUUAAUUGUUCCGAUGCGAUGGCCGUGUUGCGUAACGAAGUUACGAACCUGAAGAACAAGCUACUAUCGGUGGAACACAAAUCUCUCGACCUACACAGCGACAUCCAGGUACUAACAGCCCUUUCACAGACAGCUGGUCAAAGUUUGAGCACGACGCGCAGCAAUUUGGUUGCACUAAGUGAUGAUCUUGCUCAGCUUUACCAUCUGGUUUGCACAGUUAAUGGUGAAACCCCCAAUCGUGUGCUGCUCGAUCACAAGAACGAUGAUCUUAGCUUCGAGAACGAUUCAUUGACGGCAAUUCAGUCGCAGCUCAAGUCCGACAUUCUCACCUCGAAACCACACGUGUUCGAGGAUCUGCAGGCGCUGAGCGAUGCGGUCGAAAUCCGCAAGUACGUCGACACAGUAAGCGACCAAAUCCGGUACCUUAAGACGGCGGUCGAACACACGAUCGAGCUGAACAAGGACAAGGUGGUGACUGAUUCGUCCGUCGUGUCCUCCGGCGAUGCCAAGGAGGCAAAGGAAGAGAUCGCCGAUCUGCAUGAACAAAUCAUCAAGCUACGCAGCCUGCUGUCGACGAAGCGGGAACAGAUUGCCACUCUGCGCACGGUGCUCAAGUCGAACAAGAAUACCGCCGAGGUGGCUCUGACCAACCUGAAGUCCAAGUACGAGAACGAGAAGCUCGUGGUCAGCGACACAAUGUCGAAGCUGCGAAACGAGCUGCGAAUCCUGAAGGAGGAUGCCGCCACAUUCUCGAGUCUGCGAGCGAUGUUUGCCGCACGCUGUGAGGAGUACGUUACGCAGGUAGAUGAACUCACCCACCAGCUGUCGGCCGCCGAGGAAGAGAAAAAGACUCUCAACCAACUGCUGCGGUUGGCAGUGCAACAGAAGCUUGGAUUAACACAGAAGCUCGAAGAACUCGAGAUGGACCGUGAAAUGCGCCACGUACGCCGACCGGCCGUAUCGCAGCGCGGUGGUGGAGGCGGAGGUGGCACCGGCGGGGGUAAGUCGGCCUUUUCACGCGGUCAACCGACCCGCAAUAGCCUGCAAAACCCGAACAACAGCAACAAUCCGAAUCAGGCGUUCUUCUAACAUAAGGUGAGCGUGCAGCGCAAAGUUCUGGCUUUCCUCUAUACGCUCUUGAAGCUGUAAACGGGAGCACAGGCAGUGAACCGCGACCGUGGACGAAUCUGUUGAACUAAACUGACAAAAAAUCUUGCUACGCUCGGUAUCCAUCAUGUCACCAGUUUAUCGUCGAUCUCACGUUGUUGUGUGACGCUGUUGGUUUAACGUACUCAACUGUACCAAGUACUGUUACCGACCAACAAUGAGGCGAUCUUUGUGUGCUUCUAACAUGGGACAUUUCCUGUAUACAAUAGCGGUGACAAAUGAUCACUACAAACAAGAGGUCAUUAGAUCAAAAGAAUUGAGCACACAAACAUAGGCAAAGAGGUUGCUGAACUCGAUUAAAAUGGUUAGAACGAUGAAAAGAAGCGAAGAGAGGAAAAAACAAUACAAAUAUUGCAUAAAAUGUAUGUAUCCAUCCAUGAACGAAACGAACGAGGUAGAGUAGAUGCAAUAUACAACUCGUUAUAAAACGUACUGAGCAGCAGCGUCCGAUGCAGCAUAUAAUACCCCGGGUGUAUACACGAUAUACGCAGAGGACGCCAUUAUGGUUGAUAUAUUUAUUUGCACCGACUAAAGUCUGUGCCGAUGGCAGCAUCAGCAUACGUUUCUCAUAGGAAUGCGUGCAAUGUGAACGAAUAUGCGUAUGGACUGAUUCGAGACAAGCAAAAGCAGCUUAUAAUAAGUGGUAAAUUAUUGAUUAUUAAGCACGAUUACUAAAAGGACUGUCAUCAUCAUCGGUUGUGGGUCUAAGAAGACAGUAUGGGACUAAUAAUCAACACCACCGGCAGCCCGCAGCCAGAGUAAGCAAAUUGUGCGAAAACAGGAAACCUUUCUCAAUCUAACAAUGCGACCUGCUAGCUACUGUUGUUGGUGUGGAUUCGCGUGGAGUAGUUCUUUUUAUGGAUUACUUUUCAUUUCUUCCUUUGAACAAUACCUGUGCGGGGCGAAACUUGGACCAACCUAGUACCACACUACUAACUUAUCCGUUCCUGGCGAUGCGCUGGUAAUACAGCUAUGUGAAAUGGAAAGCUUUGAAGGUGAACACUCCUCCCGAAGCACUCCAGUCUAUCAGCGCGUAAAAUGAAUGGGAAGUAAGAAAAAUAUUUAGCUAUGCACAAUUUUUGAGGCUACAUCCUUUCCGUGUCUAUGUGCGCUCUAGGGCAUAGUGCAGUGUAGUGAAGCACUCACAUUGAAGCUGGUAAAGCUGGUAGCAAAACAAUAUUCCUGCAAACUACUUUAUCAUCUGUAGUAUCGCAAAAGCCGAUCCAUGAUCAGGUGGCUGGCUGGCUGGCUAGCCAACAUUAUUUAGCACUAACAUAGAAACUAGCAUAUGCACUAUGUAGCUGAUUUUGGGUGUUACAAAACAGUCUAGCCGCUAAAAGAGAGGAAGGUUUGCUGCGAUUAUUUACUCGUCCUUAAACUUAGUUCAGUCAAUCAGUCCCGUUUAGUCUUCCUUUAGUUGUUAGAGAAAUACAAGGUCAUUAAAUCGAUAACGGAAAACGAUAGCAAUUGCACUGGUACGUACCAUUCAACCUACCCCGAUAGAGACGAUUGUAACGAUACUGCAACGUAAUACUUAUCUGUCCAAAUGUAGUCCAAUUAAGGAUGUAUAUAAGUUGUGUCCUUUUCGGUUAGGGCUAUGCUCCUAUGGCCUAUGGCCUUAAAAAAAAGAAACUCUAAUGUCCACGGAUACGUGCAUCCGACUACCGUCAAAUACGUUGUACUUUAUUGUAAAACUUUCGUACAAGCAUGAGCCCGUGGCAAUAGUUUGCCCACCAUACCCUCUCGGAACAUUAAACAAAUCAUCUAAUCGUCCAAAAUUACCUAGUAAAAAGUGUUACAUACGUUAUCCGGUCCGUUUCGGCAGUGUUUUUGGAGCAAACAAACAAUCUGAAGGAAAGAAAGUGACGCAAAAGAUUAAACAUCACUUCAAGUGGAACACCGGAACAGCGUUCUUUUCGUAGUCCAUCUAGGCGUAAUCUAACGUAGAUCCCUAGAACCAGUAACGAAGAGGAUCGCAUCACAAGAACCGGCAGACAGGCCCAUGCCACUCUACGUCCGGCAUGCGUCCCUGUAAAUUUCUCGUGAAAACAGGAGGAAGUAGAUGAAACUAAAUUUAAAAAUACAUUAUGAAAAUCUACCGAGCCAUAUAUUUAUUGUAAAAAAGCAACAAAACAAAGAUAAUAGAGGAAAAGCACUUCGAGAACAGGAAUAUAAAGCUAAUAAUUAUUAUAUUAAUAGCAAUGUUUAAGCAAAAUAUUUGGAACAACCCAAACGACAAUGCAGGAAUGAACCAUUUUUGAGCCGAUGUAAACUGCAAUCGGGAACUCACCUUAGAAUGCAGGAGAAACAAAAUAAAACAUGAAAAAUGAAACAAUUCGUAGAGAGUAACGAAUAACUUGCUAGGCAAGUACCGGUAUGAGGUACGAUCGAAAUAACAAUAUUAACUCUAAUAUUAUUAAUAAUUAAUCACCGUCCCUUUUUUGAAACGAAGAAAUUUAAGAGAUGACUCUAACGAGUGUAACUAUUAACUAUACGAACGAAAGCAUGCGGUCGUCAAAACUUGUUUUGUACUUACACGGUUCGAAGAGAGUGGUGAAUGAAUCGCCAACGGAUAGUGGUGCAAUUUUUUAAGAACGAACACAAGCUAGGGCGACAGCAAGGAAACGAACGUAUCUAUUGGUCUUCCCGUGCCUGCGUGUUUGCAUGUUAUUGGAAUUGGUUUUCUCAGAAUACUUUCCAAAGAAUUCGAUUCAUAUCAAAUGCGUUUCGACGUUCGCAUAAAUUGUUUUCUUUUGUUGCCUUUACGUAAUUGAUUAUCUAUUGUUCUUGCUUGUCUAAUGUUUUCAUUCAGGUGGUUUUGUGGCAAAGAAACAUUGUUUUUGUUGAGUUUGCGAAUGUAUGGUCCCAUUCGAUACGUAGUAUGUUAGCUAUCGCUCAUCGCCGAUUAUCGAAUGAAGUUAAUCUAACCUAAAUUUGAUGUCGAGAAACUCCUCCACAGCACUGAACGAUUCAACCAGAAAUAGGCAUAGCGUGAACCUUUUUCCUCCAACGUUUCAUACCCAUUAGUGAUCAACAGUUAGAAGCACAAAAUUAAUGAGACACAGCAAGACUUCAAUAGCCAAGCGUAGUGUUCCGAAACUCGUAGAUUCCCUAGGAACAGAGUGAUUGAACUAUUGACAUUAUUCCUUCCUUCGCUCCGUUCCGUGUUCCGAACUCAAGAAUAAUGAUCACUCAAGGCGAGGCGUGUACUCACUCGCGUUUAGUAGACGUAGGAUAUCAGACAUUAAGUAAUGGAUAGUGUGCAUUAAUAGGCAGCGUAGUGAGUGUAGCAAAGCAAAUGGGGUUUAAACAUCAACUACCAUUCAAACAAUCUUAUUCCCUCCUAGCGUAGCGUAGUUUAUACAUAUUUAUCGUUCGCAUUACUCCUGUCAAGAGUGUACCCCCUUCGGAGCGCAUCAUUGGACCCAGCAGCUAGGCAGCCGAUAGGAACUACGAUCGAGCCGACGAAAACAAACUGAUGAAGUUUAGGUGGCAAAUGUUUCGGUGCAAAUGGAAACACUAGAAUCAUGAAACAUUUAUGUCCAACUUUUGAGUGUUUUGCAAUGUUUGAAUGUUCAUUUGUUUUCGUUGGGAAGCUAGAAACCAUAAAA